Molecule: messenger RNA, 354 nt
Organism: Spodoptera littoralis (African cotton leafworm)
Lineage: Eukaryota; Metazoa; Arthropoda; Insecta; Lepidoptera; Noctuidae
Source: the annotation of a GenBank genome assembly
AUGAAUGCCCCACCAACAUUCGAAUCAUUUCUUUUAUACGAUGGAGAAAAAAAGGUCCAGAAGGAAGAAGACACAAAGGUGACAAAUGCAGCUAUAUUUACAGUAAACAAGGAAGAUCAUACACUUGGAAACAUGAUCAGGCAUCAACUCCUAAAGGACCCAAAAGUCUUAUUUGCGGGUUACAAGGUACCUCAUCCACUGGAACAUAAGUUUGUGUUGCGCAUCCAAACAACUUCAGACUAUACUCCCCAGGAAGCUUUCAUGAAUGCUAUUACAGACUUAACCUCUGAACUAUCACUGUUUGAAGAAAGAUUUAAGGAAGCCAUAAAGGAGAAGAAAGAAGGGUUAGAUUAA